GAGUUUGGAGAGUUGAAAAUUGCGAAGGAGGCCAAGCAAUUUUCGUCGUCGUAGCGUUUUUGACAUCGAAUAUUUGUCGACGCCGCUGAAAUUCAACGCUAAAACUCAGAACCGCAGAAAUAUUGUGAAAACUGCGACGAGAUUGUUGCUUGUCUCACAGGUUUUGUAGUUUCGUAGAGCACCUUCGGGCAACUAGAAAUUUCACUCAGCACGACGCGACUAGUGACACUCGGUGGUCUGCUUGCACCAAGGAAAACGCAACAGUACUAAAGAUGGGAAAUGAAACGUCGCUGCCAAUGGAGCUUUGCUCAAACUUUGAUGCCGAUGAGAUUCGCCGGCUCGGAAAGCGGUUUAAGAAGCUCGAUCUGGACAACUCGGGAGCCCUCAGCAUCGACGAGUUCAUGUCCUUGCCGGAGCUGCAACAAAACCCACUUGUGCAGCGUGUAAUCGAUAUCUUCGACGCAGACGGUAACGGCGAGGUCGACUUUAAGGAGUUCAUUCAAGGCGUAUCACAGUUCAGCGUUAAGGGUGAUAAGUUGUCGAAACUAAAGUUUGCCUUCCGAAUAUACGAUAUGGACAACGAUGGUUUCAUCUCGAAUGGGGAACUAUUUCAGGUACUGAAAAUGAUGGUGGGAAACAAUUUGAAGGACACGCAGUUGCAGCAGAUCGUGGAUAAGACGAUCGUGUUCGCGGACAAGGAUGAAGAUGGUCGAAUUUCGUUUGAAGAGUUCUGCUCAGUCGUCGGCAACACGGACAUACACAAAAAGAUGGUUGUCGAUGUUUAAGCGGGCGCCGUAGGUCCCGAUCGUUUUGCUGCCCUCUGUCCCUACCGGCGAACCACAUGCUACCAUUGACGGUUGUGUGUGUGUUUGUAUGAAAAGGACAAAACUACAAACUUAAAAGCUAGCUAUUCUACGUGCCCCCACUGGAGGGACGCCGUUUUGUAUGUCGACUAUGCGUGAAAGUGCGUCGUUUUCAUUGUUACUAUUACCUGUACCAGCGAUUCCGUGGUCGAUAACAGAGUAGGGAGAUAACUGUGCUGAGGAGUGCUGUUGGAUAUUUUCUACACCACUACCCUGCUUCCAUCAAUAUCACCUGCUGCGUGUGAUAGGACUAUCUCGCCCCA
Anopheles bellator is the source of this 1126-nucleotide messenger RNA. RefSeq names its product calcineurin subunit B type 2. NCBI's taxonomy places the organism in Eukaryota, Metazoa, Arthropoda, Insecta, Diptera, Culicidae. The transcript is spliced from 4 exons. The coding region runs from base 273 to 785 and encodes 170 amino acids. The record is from RefSeq and is a predicted model, not a curated record. Gene Ontology annotation, molecular function: calcium ion binding; calcium-dependent protein serine/threonine phosphatase regulator activity.